AGCGCGGAUCCUGUUGCCGUGGAGACGCAGGCCGUGUGUUAGUGAUCCGCGUGGGGAGCUUGUGAUCCGGGUCACGCGAGUUGGGAGUAUAUGAUAAUUCCACUGGUCUGUUUCACCAUGUCAACAUCAAGCAGACUUCAGCAUUCCACUAUUGUGAAUCCCCCUCCACCAGAGUACAUAAAUCAUGAAAAGACAGGACGUGUAUCUAACCAACUUAAAUACCUGGAAAAAGUGGUUUUGAAGACUGUAUGGAAGCACAAAUUUUCUUGGCCAUUUCAACAACCAGUGGAUGCGGCAAAGUUAAAUCUUCCUGAUUAUUAUACGAUCAUAAAAAAUCCAAUGGAUUUGACUACAAUAAGGAAGAGAUUGGAGUAUAAAUAUUAUUCAAAGGCUCAAAACUGCAUUCAAGACUUCAAAACCAUGUUUAAAAAUUGUUAUAUAUAUAAUAAGCCUGGAGAUGAUAUUGUUUUGAUGGCGCAAGAACUGGAAAAAAUAUUUAUGCAAAAGCUUGCCGAAAUGCCAGAUGAAGAUACAGAAUUAUCUGUAGCCAGAAACCGUGGUAGUAAAAGCAAAACAAAAAAUUCACCUGCAGAAAGUAAGACAGAAUCAGCAUACAUUCCUAUUCUGGCUCCAAAGAAAAAGCUAGGAUCUCAAAUGAUGCAUCGAAAUCCAUUUCCACGUCCAAUAGUUUCAAUGCUGCCAGAACGGACAGCCCUUAUCCCAUUGACUAUUGUCAAACCAAAUCAAGUGGUUUGCUCCAAUCCAGUGACUAAGGUAAGUAAAUCAUGUGCAUCAUGAAAAAAAAGGGGUAUUAAAAGGAGGGCUGACACUACAACUCCUAGUGUAUCACGCAUAUCAUCUAGCUGUGACUCUUCUCCAGCCUUCUCUGAAACAAAGCAAGCCAAUAUACCACCUACAACAGAGAAACACAGGGGGUCAGAGGCAGUGGUGCGUGACCUUCCUGAUUCUCAGCAGCAAUUACAAGUUCUUAAGGGAGAGGAACUCUCUGAACAGAUGAAACAUUGUAAGCACACCCUUAAUGAGAUGUUUUCGCAAAAGCAUGCAGAGUAUGCAUGGCCAUUUUACAAAACCAUAGGCCCUGCAUCUUUUGGACUGCCUGACUCUGGUGAUAUAAUGACCUGCUCCAUGGAUCUUGGAACUAUUCGGGAUAAAAUGGAUAAUGGACAGUACAAAGACACAAAUGAGUUUGCCUCUGAUAUUCGUCUAAUGUUUAUGAACUGUUACCAGCGCAAUCCACCGGAAAAUGAAAUCGUGAAUAUGGCAAGAAAGUUACAGGAUGUUUUUGAGGUGCUAUUUGCCAAAAUCCCUGAUGAGCCUGUUGAUAAGCCUAACGUGUCCCCAUUCAAGCUAUCAUCUAAUGAAAACACCAGCUCAAAUUCCUCUGAUAAUAGUGCCUCCUCAGAUUAUGAGGAUGAGCGUGAGCGACGUCUUUCCUUACUCCAGAAGCAGCUUAAAGCAGUGCAAGAACAACUGCAGGCGUUAAGUGACGGACCUUCUACCAAAAUCAAGAAGAAGUCCAGGAAGGAGAAGGAGAAGAAGAAGAAAAAGUCCAAGAUCAAGAAAAAACGAUUAAAAAAGAAAUCACGCCAGAAUUUAAAAAAGAAAAAGCUUGAACAGAAAGAAAUGAAGAAGAAACUCUUAAACGACUCCAAGGAAAAGAAAGUGCCUCUUUCUGACGAAGAGCAUGUUAAACCCAUGAGCUAUGAUGAAAAAAGACAGUUGAGUCUGGAUAUCAAUAAAUUGCCUGGAGAGAAGCUUAGCCGUAUUGUUCAUAUCAUACAGUCCAGAGAACCAUCACUUAAAGACUCUAAUCCACAUGAAAUGGAAAUAGAUUUUGAGACCUUGAAACCAUCAACCUUAAGGCAUCUGGAAAGAUAUGUGAUGCUUUGUCUGCGGAAGAGACCCAGGAAGAAUAGUGUGGAUAAACCUGUCAAAUCUAAAGAGGAGCAGGCUAAGGAAAAGAAGAUCGAGCUGGAGAAACGUCUUCAAGAUGUCAGCGGGCAACUAACCUCUGCAAAGAAAUUUAAAACCAUGGAAGAAGUAACGUCCACCCCACUUUCAGUUGGAGGAACCUGCAGACUAAGCGAGAGUAGCAGUACUUCUUCCUCAAGUUCUGCUGACAGCAGUGGCAGUAACUCCAGCUCAUCGGAUAGCAGUGACUCUGAAUCAGGUUAG
Molecule: messenger RNA, 2196 nt
Organism: Pelobates fuscus (common spadefoot toad)
Lineage: Eukaryota; Metazoa; Chordata; Amphibia; Anura; Pelobatidae
Gene: BRDT
Product: bromodomain testis associated
Exons: 13
Biological process (GO): chromatin remodeling; regulation of DNA-templated transcription
Cellular component (GO): chromatin; nucleus
Source: RefSeq, a predicted model, not a curated record